Erythranthe guttata (spotted monkey flower) is the source of this 1835-nucleotide messenger RNA. Its product is annotated as RING/FYVE/PHD zinc finger superfamily protein. The record is from RefSeq and is a predicted model, not a curated record. Gene Ontology annotation, molecular function: zinc ion binding. NCBI's taxonomy places the organism in Eukaryota, Viridiplantae, Streptophyta, Magnoliopsida, Lamiales, Phrymaceae.
AAUAACAUGAGCCAAGUUUUUGAAAUUGCUUAGCACUAGUGAGGUAAAAGUGCCAAAACCCAUAUAUUGGGGUCUAAAUGAUAAUGCACCAAAAGUUGAAGGACGUGGAUGCAAGUAUCGCAGUUAAAGUGAGACGACUGUAAAAACACACGCAACUGUCCCAUCAUAUAUACACAUUACACAGUACAUACUAGAAACUAUGAGAGAGAAGAGAGAGAGAGAGUAGAGAGAGAGAGAGAGAGAGAGAGAGAUCGAUUGGCCACCCACCAAACGCUUCCCACACGAUUCGCUUUACUAAUUAUCCGAGGUGUCCUAUCCUCCGUGCCGAUCGCAACUAAUAUCGUUCUUUAGGAACUGUUUAUGAUUUUAAUUACGUUUAAGUAGUUAUCGGUCUUCAAAAUUAAGCUAGAAGAGUUUACCUAUCCAGGAAAUUGUGAUAUGCUUCAUUACAUUUCUGGGAGAUUGCCCGCGAUCUUUGUUUGGACUGGAUUGCUUUACUUGCCGUUUCACAAAUAUAUCUGAUGGAAGAAUUAGUCCAAUGGAUGUAUAUGGUUGAAAAAUAGUACGACCAAUGUAAGCAGUAUAGUACGUCUCGUAUAGGUACAGAUUUUGUAAGAAGUGAUGGAUAAAGAACGACCCCAUCAAACUGUUAUACCCAUUGAGAACCGUAGCUCAACUCCCGAGAAUGAAGAACCGAGGGAUGACAGCUCAUGUGACAGUCUAGACAAGGAAGCUGGCUUGGCAACUUGUCGAGUUUGUCAUUGUGUUGAAUCCGAUAGAAGAGGAAAUGUGGCACUAGGGUUCUUGGGUAUUUACCCACCGCCCUGUAACCUCAUUAAUGGGAACGAGGAGGUGAAGUCUAACUCGAAAGUUUCGUUGGGAAAUACCGAGAAUGAUUGCCAACACAAAAGUGAUUUAAAAGGAUCUGAGUUGGUUGAGUUUAUUAGUCCGAACGGGGAAGUUUUUGUUUGUACCGCUGAUGUAGAAUUGGGCGUGGACGACUACCAAGACAGGUUAGUCGAGCUUGGUUGUUCUUGCAAGAACGACCUUGCUUUAGCGCAUUAUUCUUGUGCACUGAAAUGGUUCAUCAAUCACGGAUCAACUGUCUGCGAAAUUUGUGGGUCCGUGGCGAAAAACAUAAGAUCUGCGGACUUUAAAAAGGUAUUAAGUUCCGUAAAAGAGUACGAUGCGCUGCGAGAAAGAAUUGUUAACGGGGAACCUAAUCCUGCAUCGACCCGAACAAACUUUGGUGUAGAUCCUGAUGCUAUUGCUGCGAUUCGGAGGCAAAGGUUAAGUGAAAUAUCGUUGUGGUUUAAUCCACAUAACAACAGCCAAGUCACUGUGUCCCAUGUGGUCACUGAACAGUCUUCGAAUUCGAAUACGGUUACGGAAGAAGUUGCUCCGGUCGAAAAUAGUGCUACUAAAUGGGCUGUUGAGGGUACUGGAAUACUGCUUGCUACGGGCCUGCUUACGGUUACUCUUGCAUGGCUUCUCGCUCCACAUGUCGGGAAGAGAACUGCCAAAAAUGGCCUGCAUAUUCUUCUUGGAGGGGUCUGCGCAUUGACUGUUGUAGUUUUCUUCCGAUUUUUUGUUCUUACAAGAAUAAAGUACGGGCCUGCUCGAUACUGGGCAAUCUUGUUUGUAUUCUGGUUUCUCGUUUUUGGGAUAUGGGCGUCACGAACACACGGAGCUCAUGCAACAUAAUCCUUUUCUCUCCUUACUAGUGAAUAUGUUUAGCUGUUUUUGUUGAUUUAUUCAUCGAUUGAGGGAUCCUACAAUUUCGAACCUCCAUUUAUUAAAUUAGUGAAUGUAUAAUAUGGAUUAUUUUGCUUUCG